Vombatus ursinus (common wombat) is the source of this 4302-nucleotide messenger RNA. It is a transcript of the gene WNK4, whose product is annotated as WNK lysine deficient protein kinase 4. Gene Ontology annotation, cellular component: cytoplasm; cytosol. Gene Ontology annotation, molecular function: potassium channel inhibitor activity; ATP binding; chloride channel inhibitor activity. Lineage: Eukaryota; Metazoa; Chordata; Mammalia; Diprotodontia; Vombatidae. The record is from RefSeq and is a predicted model, not a curated record. Gene Ontology annotation, biological process: negative regulation of sodium ion transport; monoatomic ion homeostasis; positive regulation of sodium ion transmembrane transporter activity. The transcript has 19 exons. Bases 226 to 4050 code for a protein of 1274 amino acids.
GAGCCCCCCAACUGAGGGGCCUGUGGGUAGGGCCAGAGUGGAGGAGGCGGAGCUUCAGAGCAGGAGAGCUGGGGGUCGGGGCUGGAGCCUUAUUGCAGAAGCUUGAGCUCAAACCCCAGUGAGUCUCUCCGAGCUAGCGCAGUUCUCUAGACCCAGACCCCAAAGAGCAGAGUCCUGCUACCUUUGGCUCCUGGCCUGCGGUGCCAUCAGAUCCUUUCCUUCCUCAUGCUGUCCCCCCCUGCUCCGGAGACCCCUGUUCCAAUGUCUCAGACUGAGGCGGACCUGGCGUUGAAGUCCCCGCCGCCUCCCGCUCCUGCCGGGGUUCCCCGCCUCGGUCCGGCGCCCCGGCGGAUGCGUCGCUUCUCCGGAAAAGGGGAGCUCCGACCACGCUCCACGCGUUUCAGCCGCCGCAGUUCGGUGGACCUGGGGUUCCUGAGCACUUGGUCUGAGCCCGCCCCGCCCCUCCCUGAUCCCCCGGGCCCUCCGGAUUUAAGUAGUCCGGGUUCCCCCAAGUCCGUACAACCUAGCUUCGGGGAGCAGGCGGAAGGUGCACCAAGCGUGGGUCCUGCAGGGAAGCCAGGAGAGCUAGGGCGUCCGGAACUCUCAGGAUCGGGGGGAGGCCUGGGUUUUGGGGAGAUGCUGCAGAGCCCCGGUGGGGUGGCGCCUGAGAGGCUACGAGAGCAGGAGGAGAAGGAAGAUACGGAGACGCAGGCUGUGGCCACGUCCCCGGACGGCCGCUAUCUUAAGUUCGACAUCGAAAUCGGACGUGGUUCCUUUAAGACUGUCUACAGGGGUUUGGACACGGAUACUACGGUGGAGGUCGCUUGGUGUGAGCUGCAGACUCGGAAACUGUCCCGGACAGAGAGGCAGCGUUUCUCCGAAGAGGUGGAGAUGUUGAAAGGGCUGCAGCACCCCAAUAUCGUCCGCUUCUACGACUCGUGGAAAUCUGUGCUGAAGGGCCAAGUCUGCAUUGUACUAGUCACAGAACUUAUGACUUCGGGCACGCUCAAGACAUACUUGAGGCGAUUCCGUGAAAUGAAGCCUCGGGUCCUUCAGCGCUGGAGCCGACAGAUCCUGCGUGGGCUGCACUUCCUGCACUCCCGGGACCCCCCUAUCUUGCACCGGGACCUCAAGUGCGAUAACGUCUUUAUUACGGGGCCCACUGGCUCAGUCAAGAUCGGGGACCUUGGCCUAGCCACACUGAAGCGCACCUCCUUUGCCAAGAGUGUCAUCGGAACCCCGGAGUUCAUGGCACCUGAGAUGUACGAGGAGAAAUACGAUGAGGCAGUGGAUGUAUAUGCAUUUGGCAUGUGCAUGUUGGAGAUGGCCACUUCUGAGUAUCCUUAUUCUGAGUGUCAGAAUGCUGCCCAAAUCUAUCGCAAGGUCACUUCGGGCACGAAGCCUAAUAGUUUUCACAAAGUGAAGGUACCAGAGCUGAAGGAGAUAAUAGAAGGCUGUAUCCGCACAGAUAAGAAUGAGAGGUUCACCAUCCAGGAUCUCCUGGCCCAUGCCUUCUUUCGAGAAGAGCGAGGUGUACAUGUGGAACUGGCAGAGGAGGAUGAUGGGGAAAAGCAGGGGCUGAAGUUGUGGUUGCGAAUGGAAGAUGCCAGGAGGGUUGGCCGUCCUCGAGACAACCAGGCCAUUGAGUUUUUAUUCCAGCUGGGAAGGGAUGCGGCUGAGGAAGUGGCCCAGGAAAUGGUGGCCCUGGGACUAGUCUGUGAAGCAGAUUACCAGCCUGUAGCUAGAGCUGUUAGAGAAAGAGUCGCUGCCAUUCAACGAAAAAGAGAGAAGCUUCGUAGAGCUCGGGAGACAGAGCCACUCCCAGCACCCCCAGGACCACCUCCAGUGGUUGCCCCCACAGCUCCUGGUCCCGAAGCUCCCUUUCCCCCUGAACCUGAGGAACCUGAGGCGGAUCAGCACCAGCCAUUCCUUUUCCGUCACGCCAGCUACUCCUCUACCACUUCGGAUUGUGAGACUGAUGGUUACAUUAGCUCCUCUGGCUUCAUUGAAACUUCAGACCCAGUGCUCCAGCCUCAUGGAAGAGAACCAUCCAGCCCUGCUGAUCCUCAGAUCUGCCUGCCUUCGGCCUUUGCCUUAUCCAUUCCCCGAUCUGGUCCAGCCAGUGACUUCUCCCCUGGGGAUAGCUUUCCUCUUCCUUCUUCUACUUCCUCCCCUUUCUCCAGUUAUACUUCAGAUGCAGCAUCGGGACUCAGUGAUGUAGGAGAAGGUCCAGGAAGAAUGAGGAGACCCCCUGGGAGAAGCCCAAAGCGUAGACCUCGAUCCCGCCUACGUGUUACCAGCGUGUCGGACCAGAAUGAUCGAGUCGUUGAGUGUCAGUUGCAGACACACAACAGCAAGAUGGUGACCUUCCGAUUCGACUUGGAUGGAGACAGUCCUGAGGAGAUCGCAGCUGCCAUGGUAUAUAAUGAGUUCAUUCUGCCGUCUGAGCAGAAUGGAUUCCUGGGCCGCAUUCGGGAAAUUAUUCAGCGUGUGGAGACCUUGCUGAGGAGAGAAGGGGGCCCUGGAGAUGCCCCAACUCCCCAGCAGGAGGAGCCCAUGAUACCGGCUCUCCCUGGCCCCCUCUCACUCCCAGUCAGUGAAACCAAGAACAGCACUUCUCUGGAACAGAGAAACUGGACAUCUUUUCCUUCCUCUCCCUCGUCACCUACUCCAGGUCCUUCCUUCCCCAUCACAGCCCCCCACUUACCUAUCACUUCCUCUCCAUAUCCCCUCACUUCCUCCCAGUUUCCUUCUAGUCCUUCCCAGUUCCCCAACACAUCUUUCCAGCUCCCGAGUCUCUCUCCUUUCCCGCUCAGUCCUCCAUCCCAGUUUCCUCCUAUUCUUUCCCAGUUCCCCAUUCCAUCCUCCCAGUUUCCCCCAAGUCUCUCUUCCUUUCCCUCCACUUCUCCACCCUCAUUCUCCCCUAAUUCCUCCCAAUCUCCCAUCAUAUCCUCCCAGUUCCCCCCAAUCCCUGCUUUCUUUCUGCCCAGUUCUCCACCUCCAUUUCCACCCAGUUGCUCCCAGUUCACACUCAGUACCUCUUCCUUUCCUCCAAAUCCAUCUUCUCCUCUUCCCCCACCCCCUUCAACUCCCCUCCUUUCUCUGGCUGGUGCUUUCUCUCUGGCUGUGAUGACUGUGGCUCAGUCCCUGCUAACCCCUCAACCGCAGCUCCUUCCUCGACCUCCAAGCCCUCCUGCCCCUCCACCAAGUCCCCCAGCCCCUCUUGUACCAUGCAGCUUGGAGAGCCUUCUACCCCCCAAAGCUGAGGAGCAAAGUGAGGCUGCCCCUAGUUCUCAGUCGCUCCAGGUUGAAGCCAGGCUGUCACCCAUCACAGAAGAAGGGAAGCCACAGCUUGUUGGCCGUUUCCAAGUGACUUCAUCAAAGGAGCCAACUGAACCCCUUCUCCAACAGCCAACGGCUCCACCUCCGGGUUCCCCAGAACCUUCCACCCCGCUGUUGGCCCCCGAGAGCUCAGACACAGAGGAUAGUGCUGGAGGAGGGCCAGAGCCUGGAGAGGCUCUGGCUGAGAGCGAUCGGGCAGCAGAGGCUCUGGGGACUGGAGCUGAAGGGGAGGAUGGGGAAGAGAAGAGGGAGCCACAGAUGGGCACCAGCCCCCCUCCUCCAAGCCAGCCCAGCACGGUGUGGUUGAACUACACAUACAGCAGUAGCCUGUGUCUGAGCAGUGGGGACUCAGAAAGCAGCGGGGAAGAUGAAGAAAUCUGGGCAGAGCUGCAGAAUCUUCGUCAGAAGCACCUGUCUGAGGUGGAGACUUUGCAGAUGAUGCAGAAGAAAGAGAUUGAGGACCUUUACAGCAGGCUAGGGAAGCAACCCCCCCCAGGCAUAGUGGCUCCUGCUACCAUGCUCUCUAGCCGGCAGCGUCGAAUCUCCAAGGGCAGUUUCCCUGCCUCUCGUAGAAAUAGCCUGCAGCGACCAGAGCCCCCACCCCCUGGCAUUAUGAGAAGGAAUUCUUUAAGCGGCAGCAGCGCUGGCUCUCCAGAACAGCGACCAAGCAAGGGGGUGACAUUCGCUGGGGAUUUUGGCAGGAUGUGAGUCCAGAACCAAAGCAAUGUGGGACCAGGGUAGAGCUGAUGCCUUCAGGACCUGGUUGAUCUGUCUAACUCAGCAUGCUACAACAAGAUGGAAUGGCAGUGUGGUGCAGUGGAAAGACUUCAGCGUUUGACAUCAGGAGUUACCUGGAUUGGAAUCCUCCCUCUGAUACAGUGUGCCCAUGGGCAAGUCACUUUUAACUCUGUGCCUCUGUUUUCUCAUCUGUAAUAAUAGUUAUAAUGACUGCACCUACCU